AUGAGCGAUCGUCCAGAGGAAUUGGACUACGACCGGUCCAUCAAGGACGACGUCGUGUACGAUAUCCGCGAAACGCCCGAGUAUAACCAGACACGAGCAUUGAUUGUUGCCAAUCUCACACAGCCAUUCGAUAAUCAGGAAUUCCAAGAUCUGCUGAACCAGCAGGCAGCCAAAACAGGGUCACUGAUCGAAAGGGCGUGGCUGAACAUUCGCAGAACCCACUGUUUUGUUAUAGUAUCGGACAUUGCUGGCGCUGUUGCUUUACAAAGCAACUUGAAUGGAACCAAAUUCCCAAAAGAUAAUGACCAACAAACAGAGCAAGUUACCAGACAUCCAUUGUACAUUGAUUUCAUUCCCGUCAAGGCCACGCAACACUGGAUCGACCAGGAAAAUAAGGGCCCCAAAGAUGCUGUUUGGAAGGUCUCGUUUGAGAAACAACCGUCCAAGCAGCAGGAAGGCCAGGAGUUCCUGGUGGCCACGCACAAAAUGCUCAACUAUCCUAAUAAGACCUUUGGCUACAAGUCGUCCUCGCGGUUCAGAGGCCGCGGUAGAGGAGGGUAUCGCGGAUACAGAGAUUACAACAACUAUAGAUACACCCCGUACAGAAGAGAGUACGAUUAUCCAGACUCUCGUCGAGGAAGAGAAAGAUCGCCAGAAUGGGCCAAUUAA
Molecule: messenger RNA, 669 nt
Organism: Ogataea philodendri
Lineage: Eukaryota; Fungi; Ascomycota; Pichiomycetes; Pichiales; Pichiaceae
Exons: 1
Coding region: 1-669 (222 amino acids)
Molecular function (GO): nucleic acid binding
Source: RefSeq, a predicted model, not a curated record